Linum tenue is the source of this 1252-nucleotide messenger RNA. The record is from the annotation of a GenBank genome assembly. Lineage: Eukaryota; Viridiplantae; Streptophyta; Magnoliopsida; Malpighiales; Linaceae.
CAUCACCGCCAAGUACCACUUUAGCCUUCGUUACUAUCGCCUGAACACACAAACUACUGAGAUCGUAUAGGGUCAAAUCUGGUAUUUCCCUUGUCCGGCGGCUUUCAACCUCCGGUUACGCAAUCGCCUGAAGAUUACAAGUUACAACCCAACAGUAAAAUAUUGGCGGCAGAUUUUACGACAAACGAACAGCUUUUUACCGUCCCCUUCCUUUCGACUGCAGAUUGAAGGAUGGCGAUUGUGAAUUCAAUAAUUUGGUAGGCGGCGAUGGGAAGAAAGAUUGUGAAUUUGUGAUUGCAGAGAAGAGAUGGCCACACAGACGAAGCAAACCGUGGCCAAGGUAUAGCUGGGCGGCGGCAGCAAUCAAGAUGGUUCAAGGAUUAAGAAGAUCGAGAGCUCUAGCAGAUAAUUGGCUGAUUCGAAGAACAAUUCCGUUUCAACUUCUGUGAAAUCAACAAUGUCGAGUACAUCGAAAGCUGCCACGACUACCAAAACUCUCAGAGUGAAGAAAGCCUUCUCCUUGGCUGGCCAGAAAUAUGACCCCCCUGAAGAGAGAGAGCCUGUUAGGAUAUUCUACGAGUCGUUGUCUGAACAAAUUCCGUCUAGUGAAAUGGCAGAAUUUUGGAUGAUGGAACAUGGACUGCUGUCCCCUGAGAGAUCUAAGAAGGCAUACGAGAAGAAACAGAGAAAGCAAAAGAUGCAACGCAUGGGCACUCCCAUUAAAUCUCCCAAAACGCCAAGCAAACCCGAGAUUUCUUCUCACAGGCAGCAACAAGCAUCAUCAAACAAAGGUGAUAUAAAAUCCAAGAAAAGACUAGUCGAUGAUAGUGAUGGUGACGAUAAUCUCGUAUUAAGUGCCAAAAGGAAGAAAGGGUAAGCACGAAAACAUCAUGAUUCUGGAUAGCCGCUUAGUUUAGACUGGAACAGGGAAAGCAUUCAAUCUUCAAGUGUUGUUGGUUGUGAAGUACUUUGGAACCUCAUAGAUCAAGACAAUUUUUAUCUUUUUAUUUCUUUUUACUCUAGAACAGAAAUUAUAUAAGCACCCUUAAAUUUCUUAAUUCUUGUUCUUGUUCUGCUUUGCUCUUGACAGAGACAAUAAUGGGUACUUUUCAUGUCCUGCCAUUUAAGCUUGUUGGUAAAUCGCAGCUGGUUGUGCCAUCCUAACAAGCAUUGUUGUCUCACCUUUGUUGUUUGCCAUUUCAGUUUUUGAUGACUUGAAUGGAGCAGUUGUUCGUUGCUUGCCUUUAUUCUC